UCUAGUUGUGUGAAAUUCUUUUAUUUCAUACUUAGCUAGAAUAUACCUUGAACCGGAGAAUCGGAUAAUUAGUUUUUGCCAAAUAUUUAGAAGAAGUACAUCCAAAAAAUAAUUUAAAAUUGAAAAGAGUUAUUCUGUGAAUUUUCUGUAUCAAUUAUCUACUUGCACUCAGGUAAAAAUACAUAAAAUAAUAGCGAAGAAGAGAAACACUGGAUCCAUUUGCCAGCUUCAUCGGUUUUUAUUUUACAAUCAAUCAUCUACCGCGGGCGGUGUGGUGAUACGGACGAAAGCAACUGUCUUGAUUGUUACAGCUAUUUUGUGAAAAGUCUAACAUCAUGGACGAAGAAUAUGAUGCCAUUGUUUUGGGUACCGGAUUAAAAGAAUGUAUUUUGAGUGGAAUGCUUUCGGUAAGUGGGAAAAAAGUGCUUCACAUGGAUCGUAAUAAAUACUAUGGAGGUGAAAGUGCUUCAAUUACUCCCUUGGAAGAACUUUUUGCUAAAUAUAACAUGCCUGCUACUCAGCUUGAAGAGUAUGGAAGAUCUAGGGACUGGAAUGUAGAUCUCAUUCCAAAGUUUUUGAUGGCCAAUGGUCAACUGGUGAAGCUUCUAAUACACACUGGCGUCACUAGGUAUUUAGAAUUCAAAUCUGUUGAGGGAAGUUAUGUAUAUAAAGGUGGAAAAAUCUAUAAAGUACCAGCUGAUGAAAAAGAGGCUUUAGGAUCAAGUUUGAUGGGUAUGUUUGAGAAGAGAAGGUUUCGAAAUUUCUUAGUCUAUGUUCAAGAAUUCAAUCAGAAUGAUCCCAAGACUUUCAAGGACAUUGACUGUCAUUCUACCACCACUGCUCAACUGUAUGAAAAGUUUGGUCUUGACAAGGAUACCGCUGAUUUUACUGGGCAUGCAUUAGCUCUAUACCGAGAUGAUGAUUAUCUUGCAAAGCCUUGUCUAGAAACCAUCAACAGAAUAAAAUUGUAUAGUGACUCACUGGCUCGUUAUGGAAAAAGUCCAUAUCUCUACCCUCUUUAUGGUCUUGGUGAACUUCCACAAGGGUUUGCUAGACUCAGUGCUAUUUAUGGUGGUACAUACAUGUUGGACAAACCCAUUGAUGAACUUGUAAUGGAAAAUGGCAAGGUAGUUGGUGUGCGCUCUGGUGGUGAGACUGCCAGAUGUAAGCAAGUCUACUGUGACCCAUCUUAUGUUCCUGAUAAAGUUGAAAAAAUUGGACAGGUUGUGCGUUGCAUAUGUCUUUUGAAUCACCCCAUUCCAAAUACAAAGGAUGCUUUGUCAUGCCAGAUUAUCAUUCCACAAAAACAAGUUGGCAGGAAAUCAGAUAUCUAUGUAUCUCUUGUUUCUUAUACUCACCAAGUAGCAGCUAAAGGAUGGUUUGUUGCCAUGGUGAGCACAACAGUUGAAACUGAAAAUCCAGAACAAGAGAUUAAGCCUGGUUUAGACCUCUUGGGACCAAUUAAACAAAAGUUUGUGUGGGCUAGUGACUGCUUUAAACCCAAGGAUUUAGGUGAAGAAAGUCAGAUAUUCAUAUCCGAGUCGUACGAUGCCACAUCACAUUUUGAAACUACUUGCUUAGAUGUGCUAGACAUCUUCAGACGUGGCACCGGCGAAGAUUUUGACUUUUCUAAAGUGAAACAUGAUCUGGGAGAUGAGCAAGAAUAAAAAAAAAACAUGUCCUUUGAAAAAGUAUUGCAGUAACACUAUCUUGCUGAUGCUGUUUUUACCCUGUCUUAUAUUAUCUGGCAGGGUACAAUUGAGCAUAGGCUUCUGUCAUUUUUUGGGUGAUGAACAUCAACCGCUUUUUUGUCAGUAAACUUAACAACAAUCAAAUUCGGAAAAAAAUAAAAUAAAAUUGCAACUGUUUUUUCUUCAGAUUAUCUGAAUGCUGUCAAUAUAAUUUUUCUUUUUGACAUUGUGGUAUGUAGUAAUGUGUCUUUAACAAUUAAGAUCAGUGAAUAGAUUUAAAAGAAAACAAAUUUUUACAGAAUAGCAAGAAAAAAAAAUAUCAUCUGUGUUAUAGUUUGGAUAGGAAAUAUGCGUCUGCUUGUUGCUCAAAUGUAAAAGCUGAUUGUUGAUUUCACCCAGAAUGUAUUUCUUGUCAAUUUGAUUAAUGAUUGUAAACUAUAUAUAUUGUUAUGAUUAUAUUAUAAAACAUAAAAAUUCCAAAGCUAUCAGUUUUUUGUGAUAAUUAUUUGUCAAAUUCUGUGAUUGUUUUGUGGCACCUUUGAGGGUACUUCCCUAAAUACACUUCAGCUUUGCUCUGUAUGUCAUCAGAAUUCUUAAUAAAAGGCACAUUGGUGACUCUAAA
Parasteatoda tepidariorum (common house spider) is the source of this 2313-nucleotide messenger RNA. It is a transcript of the gene Gdi, whose product is annotated as GDP dissociation inhibitor. Lineage: Eukaryota; Metazoa; Arthropoda; Arachnida; Araneae; Theridiidae. Gene Ontology annotation, molecular function: Rab GDP-dissociation inhibitor activity. The record is from RefSeq and is a predicted model, not a curated record. Gene Ontology annotation, cellular component: cytoplasm. Gene Ontology annotation, biological process: vesicle-mediated transport; protein transport; small GTPase-mediated signal transduction.